ACUACAUUUCCCAUGAUGCCCCGCUGCCCGCUCCCCUUCCCAUGGUGCCCCGCGGGCGGCGCAGUGUUCCCGCUGCCGGCCCGCCCCGCCAUGCUGCGGGCGCUGUGGCGGAGCCGGCCCGGGCUGCGGCUGGGGCCCGCUCCGGGGCCCGCUCCCGGCCCCGCUCCCGGCCCCGGUCCCGGUCCCUGCUGGGGGCCGCGGCUCGUCCCGUCGCGGGGCCGCAAGACGCGGCACGACCCCCCCGCCAAGUCCAAGGCGUCGCGGCUGAAGGUGCCGCCGCCCGUCGACCCCGAGGAGCUGGUGGUGGUGACCGAGCGGUACCGGCAGCACCGCCUGGUGCUCGGAGCGCUGCGGGCCGAGUUCAGGGCCGAGGUGCUGCGGCGCCGGCGGGAGGCUCUGCUCUCGCAGGAGGACUCGGCCGAGCUGCUGCAGGAGCAUCGGCGCCUCAUGGCCUGGAACGAGGAGGAGAACGCGCGGCAGCGGGCGCGCAGGGAGGAAAGACUUAGGAAAGAAGAGGAAGAGCAGAAGAGGCAGAAGCUGAAGGCUGCCGAGACCCAAGCCAGGAAAAUGGAAGCUUUCCUGAAGGAGAAGGAGAAGGAAGUUCUCCAGCUCCAGGAGGAAGCCAAAACCUUCAUCACGGUGGAGAACCUGGAUGCCCGGAUCGAGGAAUGCCUGGAUAACCCCCGCAACUACAACUUCGCCGUUGACAAGGAAGGGCGCAUUGUCAAGCGGACAAUGUUGUCCUGACGGCCCCAAAGCCUCCACUUACGAGCCGGUUUCUUUCCUUCUGAUGUAUAAAUCCACUUGGAAUUGGUGGAGAAUUCC
This is a messenger RNA of Strigops habroptila (Kakapo), 825 nucleotides long. RefSeq names its product mitochondrial ribosomal protein S26 (gene MRPS26). The transcript has 4 exons. The coding region runs from base 13 to 747 and encodes 244 amino acids. Gene Ontology annotation, cellular component: mitochondrial small ribosomal subunit. Lineage: Eukaryota; Metazoa; Chordata; Aves; Psittaciformes; Psittacidae. The record is from RefSeq and is a predicted model, not a curated record.